Molecule: messenger RNA, 1092 nt
Organism: Diplodia corticola
Lineage: Eukaryota; Fungi; Ascomycota; Dothideomycetes; Botryosphaeriales; Botryosphaeriaceae
Exons: 3
Coding region: 1-1092 (363 amino acids)
Source: RefSeq, a predicted model, not a curated record
AUGUCCUCCUCCCGCCAGAGCAGCCGGCAAAUCCUGACCCCGGAUACGGUGGCCCCGGAGACGCUGCAGCCAAUAUGCUACUGGACCAUCACCCCGCUCUUCGUCGUCACCGUCGUCACCACCGUCAUUCGAAUCUACAUUCGAUCCUACAUCAAGUCUUUCGGCUUGGAUGAUUGGGCCGCUGCCACCCUGCUGCCGCUGAAUGCAGGGCUGCAAGCCAUUCUGUAUAUAUUCCUACAGCUCGGGGCCGGGCUGCACAUCACGCAAGUGCAGACAGAGAGUCCCGAAAGCCUCCCCAAACUCCUCAAGGCAAUGCUGCGGCAGGGCCUCUUCGUCAUUGAGAUCUACUACGUCUGGAUGCACUUUCACCUCAAGCUGGGCUUCCUGUUGUUCUACCUGCGCCUCUCGCACCUGAAGUCGUUCCGGAUCGUCGUGUACGUUACAAUGGCCUGCAACGGCCUGCUGACUGUCGGCAUUUGGCUGCUGUACUUUCUCCAGUGCACGCCGCUGGAGGCGUUCUGGAAUCCCAUGAAGUACCCCAAGACGCAUUGCCUUGACACGAGCAUCACAUACUUCGUUCCAUACAGUUUCGUAAGUUCCGAGACUCCCCAGCAAGUUCAUGGCCGAGUGCUGACAGCCGGCGGGUUUAAGAUCAUGGUGCUGGAUGUCACCAUCCUCGUGCUGCCCAUCCACACCGUCUGGAAUCUUCAAAUGACGCUGAGACGUCGGCUCGCGGUGCUUGGCGUCAUCUGCACCGGCGGGGCGGCGGUGGUCAUCUCGGCGCUGCGCAUAAUGGUGCUGUUGCAGUUUAGCGCCAGCCCAGACUUUACGUGGACCCUGGGAAAGAUGAUCAUUGUGUCGGCGUUUGAGAUCAACAUCGCCAUCAUCGCGUCCAACAUGCCCUCCAUCAAGGCGCUCUGGCUGAACUGGCGGGGCGGCACGCUGAACUCGUCGCAGCGCUCCAAGUACAGCCAGCAUCACCAGCUGUCGGACAUGCCGUCGAGCAGCUUGCAGUCACGGCGUCCGAACCAGAAUGCGGAUAACGUGUCCGAGGAGUCGUUGGUGGCGAAGGAGGCAUUGCAAGGAGCGUGA